CCCCCAAUCGAACUUGCUGCCGGAAUCGGCAUCAGCACCACCUCCAGCGAACGUCCACAUGUCCUCCUCCCCUCACAUUGCCCUGGACUCUACAACAUUGUAGGGAAAACCACCACCCCCUUUCGUUUUACCGCGUUUCUGCAGCCCACAAAAAGAACAAAAAAGACCAUUAAAAUGCCCGACGUACAUCUGCGGCUCGAAGACGACAGUGCACCUGCCUUCGCGGCAAAGGUGGUCGAAAUCCUCAACUCGGCCCUUGCGUCUGCUUCCUCGCCAACCUCGCCAGCCGAGGCCGCCACGGCCCUGGAUGGCCUCUGCAGCAAGGACUACGCAGAGCAGGGCACGGCGGGCUCCUUCCUCUGGUGGUUCUGGGACCUCGUCCACGACCUCGCACGCCAGCUCCCCCAUGACAGCCCGCAGCAGGACCGCCUGGCAGCGCUCAUCAAGGCGCUGCACGACCUGACCCCCAAGACUGUCAAGCUGGGAGACGACUGGGGCAGCGGCGGCGAAGACUUGGUCGCGCUGUGGACGGGCCUCCCUAUGUUCGGCAACACGUUCCGCGAAAAGCUUGACGAUGGUGAUGCGAGAGCUUCUUCGGAGACCCAGCGAAAGGAGCGACGCGUCAACCUCCAGGCCUACGCGGCGAGGGUUGCGGGCCUCAGCCUCGUCCCCAUGGAGAUGUACGCCAUCUGGGCCCUCGUCGACGCGCUGGAGGGCACCAUGACGCCGGUCCGCGGCGCCCCGGACGAGGUAGACCCAGACCCCGCCGCGGUUGAGGACGUCUCUCCCAAGGUCGCAUGCGCUGCGGCGUGGAUCGUCCACGCCGGCCAUGUGCUGCACGGCCGGGACGAGGAGGUGCACGGCGCGACGUCGGGGCCCCUGUGGCGGCUCGACAAGAAGGAGGCGAUCAAGCAGCGACGCAGGCUGAAAGGAACAAACGGGCUGUGCCCGCAGAGGUGGCAGCUUUGGAAGGAGAGGUUCGCAGCCGUCCGGGACGCGGACGGGGUAGAUGACCUGGCCCGCAAGGAGGCUGGGGCUGCAUUUGCAAGGAUGGAGGAGAUUGAAAACGCAAAGAAGUAAUGGACAUGUACAUGGACAUGUCCGCCCAGUUUAAUUAAUUGAGUGGAAUGUUUACCGUCCUUGUACCGUACGUGCGUACCCAAACUCCUCCUGUCGGACUUUCGACCGACUGGCAGCAUCAAAUGGACCGAACCAAUGGUUGGCAUUUCCUGGUUCUCAUAAAAAUAAAAAUAGAAAGCAGGGGACUGCGCACCCCUUGUCGCGGCAGAUGGGAUGCCGCCUUGGCAGAGAGAAUGGGCUUGAGCAAGAAAGAGGGGUGAAUAAUAAUGCAAAAAGAGGAUGGGGAAAACAAAUGGAAAGGAGAAAUAAACACUUUAAUCGGAUCGACCUUGUCGAUCCGCCGCCUGCCUCCAGCUGGGUUGCAACACGACCAGGACAGGGUAGGCACGACAGCCCCUCGCCCCCUGUAGACAGGCACACAGGCCAGGCAAAUCGAAUCAAGGCGAGUGGGGUCGGGUCGUGGACGCGGAGGACAGAUAGGACAGGUGCAAGAGUCUCCCUGGAGCACAGCAGCUUUUCGCGUCCGGAUGGUGACAUCC
Molecule: messenger RNA, 1619 nt
Organism: Gaeumannomyces tritici R3-111a-1
Lineage: Eukaryota; Fungi; Ascomycota; Sordariomycetes; Magnaporthales; Magnaporthaceae
Exons: 2
Coding region: 175-1080 (301 amino acids)
Source: RefSeq, a predicted model, not a curated record